Molecule: messenger RNA, 1348 nt
Organism: Heterocephalus glaber (naked mole-rat)
Lineage: Eukaryota; Metazoa; Chordata; Mammalia; Rodentia; Bathyergidae
Gene: Ube2d1
Product: ubiquitin conjugating enzyme E2 D1
Source: RefSeq, a predicted model, not a curated record
AGGGCGCAGGCUCCUUCCCAGAAGCAAAAGCGGAAACAAAAGAGUCUCGCCGGCGUCCCCGCCCGCACACUCGCGCACACUCGCGCUCGGGCGCACUCGGAGCAAAGGAACCGGCGCCCGGAGCGAGCCGGGACCCACCGAGCUGAGGCCGCCUAACAGCCCACAAGCCGAGCCCGCUACGACCCGCGCCCCCGAGCCCUGCAGCCGCGUCCGCGUCCCCGCUGCCCUCCCUGACCCAUGGCGCUGAAGCGGAUUCAGAAAGGACUGCUCUACACCUGACAUGUAUCGUUUCAUGUGACUGUCAUAGAAACUAUGGAUGAAAGUAGUCAUGCUGCAUUAUAUGAAAUAAAACUGAGAUUUGGAGUGAAAAUUAUUUUCCCAAGAUCAUGUGGCAAGAAUUAAGUGAUCUACAGCGUGAUCCACCUGCUCACUGUUCCGCUGGACCCGUGGGAGAUGACUUGUUCCACUGGCAAGCAACUAUUAUGGGGCCUCCUGAUAGCGCAUACCAAGGUGGAGUCUUCUUUCUCACUGUACAUUUUCCGACAGACUAUCCUUUUAAACCACCAAAGAUUGCUUUCACAACAAAAAUUUAUCAUCCAAAUAUAAACAGUAAUGGAAGUAUUUGUCUUGAUAUCCUGAGGUCACAGUGGUCACCAGCUUUGACUGUAUCAAAAGUUUUAUUGUCCAUAUGUUCUCUACUUUGUGAUCCUAAUCCAGAUGACCCCUUAGUACCAGAUAUUGCACAGAUCUAUAAAUCAGACAAAGAAAAAUACAACAGACACGCAAGAGAAUGGACUCAGAAAUAUGCAAUGUAAAAGCAAAAACAACCUUUUCAUAUAUAACAGUACUGUAAAAUCUAGAUUUUUUUCAACAUUAGCAGUAAAUUGAGCACUGUUUACUGUUUCAUUGUACCAUGAAACCCUUUGAUUUUAACCCAUUUUAAAUGUGUUUCUGGAGCAAGACAAAAACUUCCAAAAAUACCCUUAAGACUGUGAUGAGAGCAUUUAUCAUUUUGUAUGCAUUGAGAAAGACAUUUAUCAUGGUUUUUAAGAAACUUGGACAUCUGCAUCUUCAGCUUACAAGAUCUACAAUGCAGCUGAAAAGCAACCAAAUUAUUUUUUGCUGAAACUAAAUGUUUUUACAUGAGAAAUACUGUAUGCGUUGUCUGAGAUGUCACUUUUAUAAAUCUGUAUUCAGAUUUCAUUCUUUGUUAGCUCACUUUAUAAUUUGUAUUUUUUUACUGUAUAGACUAAAUAUAUUCUAUUUACGUGUAUGUCAACUCAUUAUGUUUUUCCUGUGAACAGUAUUGAAAAACUCCAACAGCUGAUAAUUAAAUGAAUUAACUGUG